Molecule: messenger RNA, 1684 nt
Organism: Mesocricetus auratus (golden hamster)
Lineage: Eukaryota; Metazoa; Chordata; Mammalia; Rodentia; Cricetidae
Gene: Adprh
Product: ADP-ribosylarginine hydrolase
Exons: 5
Coding region: 292-1377 (361 amino acids)
Biological process (GO): protein de-ADP-ribosylation
Molecular function (GO): ADP-ribosylarginine-[protein] hydrolase activity; magnesium ion binding
Source: RefSeq, a predicted model, not a curated record
CUGCUCUGCGUCAGCCACUCACUAACCACGGAGCCCCGCUUCCGGCUCCGCCCCUGUUCGCCUGGGGGCUCGCACAACGGACACGAGGCUCCUGUGUCUGCUACCCCUCCUCCCGCUCGAAUCGCAGGGGCUCUCCGGACCCCAGUCUCAGCAGGUCUCUGCGGGCCUACACCCUAGUCCUGAGCAGUGUGGCUCCAUGGAGGACUGUGGAAGUGCCUGGACGUGAACUAGCCCUAAACUAGCAUUUAGGUGUCUUAGUUGUCCCCCAAGACUGCCUGUGGCAAGUUCAGCAUGGGUGGGGGUCUGAUUGAGAGGUAUGUGGCUGCCAUGGUGCUGAGUGCAGCUGGAGAUGCCUUGGGGUACUUCAACGGGAAGUGGGAGUUCCUUCGGGAGGGGGAGAAGAUACACCAGCAGUUGGCCCAGAUGGGUGACUUGGAAGCCAUAGACGUGGCUGAGUGGAGAGUCAGUGAUGACACUGUCAUGCACCUGGCUACAGCAGAGGCACUUGUGGAAGCUGGCGAAUCCCUGAACUUGACUCAACUGUACUCUCUGUUAGCUAAACAUUACCAGGACUGCAUGGGAGACAUGGAUGGCCGGGCGCCAGGCGGUGCUUGUAUGCAGAAUGCCAUGCGGCUGGAGCCUAACAAGGCCGAUGGCUGGAGGAUUCCCUUCAACAGUCGUGAGGGUGGCUGUGGGGCCGCCAUGCGAGCCAUGUGCAUUGGGCUGAGGUUCCCUCACCCCAGCCAGCUGGACACGCUGAUCCAAGUGAGCAUUGAGAGUGGCCGGAUGACCCACCACCACCCCACAGGCUACCUUGGAAGCCUUGCGUCAGCUCUUUUUACAGCGUAUGCUGUGAGUGGCAAACCGCCACGGCAGUGGGGCAAAGGACUGAUGGAGGUGCUGCCGGAAGCCAAGAACUACGUUGUCCAGUCAGGCUACUUUGUGAAGGAGAAUCUUCAGCACUGGUCCUUCUUUGAGAAAGAAUGGGAACAGUACCUGGAACUUCGAGGAAUUUCGGAUGGCAAGUCAGCUCCUGUCUUCCCGCAGUCCUUCGGUGUGAAGGAACGUGAUCAGCUCUACAUCUCCCUGAGUUACUCUGGCUGGGGGGGCAGUAGUGGACACGAUGCCCCCAUGAUUGCCUAUGAUGCCCUCCUUGGUGCAGGGGAUUCCUGGAAGGAACUUGCGCACAGAGCCUUUUUCCACGGUGGAGACAGUGAUUCCACAGCGACCAUAGCUGGCUGCUGGUGGGGAGUUCUGCACGGUUUUAAAGGAGUAAACCCAUGUAACUAUGAGAAGCUGGAGUACAGACAGCGCCUGGAAGAGGCAGCACGGGCUCUGUAUUCUCUUGGGCCUAAAGAAGAUGUAUUUGGCCCCUAGGGAGAGGGUGGGGUUUUUUGUUUGUUAUUUUUUUUGUUGCUUCUGAUGAUUCCUUUCUCCAUAGCUGAUUCUGCUCAGUCUGUUCAACUUUUUCCGAGUCAAGAAUCCUAAUCUUGUGCUCAAAGAGUUUAGAGAUGACAAGCUCCUUGGGCACCUCUAGCUCUGCCUUCCCACACCCUCUUCCUGUGUCCCCACACUUCCCUGCUCUCCCUGUGUUCAUCUCUGCUUGAGAAUCUUUUUAUUUGAGUUGCUGUUCCAGAAACACCUUGUAUUUGAGUCUCUGUUUUUAUCAUGAAAUUGUUCCAGA